Messenger RNA from Bubalus bubalis (water buffalo), 1341 nucleotides. It is a transcript of the gene NKG7, whose product is annotated as natural killer cell granule protein 7. The record is from RefSeq and is a predicted model, not a curated record. Gene Ontology annotation, cellular component: plasma membrane. The transcript is spliced from 4 exons. Bases 246 to 743 code for a protein of 165 amino acids. NCBI's taxonomy places the organism in Eukaryota, Metazoa, Chordata, Mammalia, Artiodactyla, Bovidae.
CAGGGUGUGUCACACAGAGCAGCUGCCUGGGACAGGCUGAGAGCGAAGGGGCCUGACGUUGAGGAGCAAAGACCACCCUCCAGCCGCCCCUAGCGCUUGCUGGUUUCUCUUUCUUGAGACCAGAGGACCCAGGAGUCUGGGGCGGAGGGGGAAGAACAGACUUCCUCCUCUCUCAGAGACCCAGGAGGCUAGAUCACCAGCUUCGUCGUCGUCACCCAGGACCCAGGAACCCAGACUUCACCCCCAUGGAGCCCUGCCGGUCCCUGGCCCUCCUCACCAGCUCCCUGGGCCUGGUGUCCCUCUUAGUGGCCGUGAGCACGAAUUUCUGGUUUGCAGCCCGGGGGCCCACGUCUUCAUCUCACUCGGGCCUCUGGCCCAGCAAGGAUCAAGUCUCAGUAGCAGGCUACAUCCACGUGACGCAGAGCUUCUGCAUCCUGGCUGUCCUGUGGGGCCUGAUCUCCACGGCCUUUCUGGUCAUGUCUUGCAUCCCUUCGCUGUCUGCCCCCGGACGCGGCCCCAUUGUCUCCACCUUCAUGGGCUUUGCUGGAGCCCUGUCCCUGAUAGUGGCCAUGACGGUCUACACCAUUGAGCGGUGGAACCAGCCUGGAAACCCCCAGGUCCAGAGCUUCUUCUCAUGGUCCUUCUACCUGGGCUGGGUUUCAACCCUCCUCUUUCUCUGUACAGGUGGCCUGAGUCUGGGCGCUCACUGCACGACCCACCGGCCCGGCUACGAGGCCAUGUGAACCACAGGAUGGCCUUAGAGCUCUGUUCUCUGAAGGCAUCAUCAGGAACCCUGAAAGCAACAGCUGGUUCUCCUUCCAGCCAGCCUGCUCUGACUCCCAGCCUCCACAGGCUUCUUCCUUUGUGGCUUCAUUCAGUCAACAAAAAUUUGCCGGGAUCUGGCUAUUCAAAGGGUCAUGCAGCUGCGACAUAAACCAAUGACAUGCCAGCUCCAUGGUGGGUGACGCUAGGCACCCAGAGGGGAGUCAGUCCUGCCACCUGCCCUGCCCUCCAGGAGCUCCUACCCAGUGUGGGGACCAGUCUAGGCUCGGGCAUGGCCCCAGGGCCCUUGUUGUCUCUCUUCUUUGUCCUUCCAUCUCUUUUCUUCCCUGUCUUUUUUUUUUCUUUUUGGCUGCAUGGCAUGCAAACUUCCUGGACCAGGGAUUGAACCUGCUCCCCCUGGAGUGGAAGCACAGAGUCUUAACCCCUGGGCCAACAGGGAAGUCUUCCCUGUAACUUCCUCUUUUUAGUUCUUGUCUUUCAGCUCCCUCUCUGAUUUAGUCACCCUGGCGUUCAUCCUUAGUCCUUGUUCAUUUCAUUAAAUUCACUUCUUCAGCUGGC